This is a messenger RNA of Bubalus bubalis (water buffalo), 3465 nucleotides long. RefSeq names its product component of inhibitor of nuclear factor kappa B kinase complex (gene CHUK). Lineage: Eukaryota; Metazoa; Chordata; Mammalia; Artiodactyla; Bovidae. The record is from RefSeq and is a predicted model, not a curated record. Gene Ontology annotation, molecular function: IkappaB kinase activity; ATP binding. Gene Ontology annotation, biological process: peptidyl-serine phosphorylation; positive regulation of transcription by RNA polymerase II; tumor necrosis factor-mediated signaling pathway. The transcript is spliced from 21 exons. The coding region runs from base 81 to 2303 and encodes 740 amino acids. Gene Ontology annotation, cellular component: IkappaB kinase complex; cytoplasm.
AGAAAGACGCGCGAGCCUCUGCGGCCCGGAACCGGCCUCGAAACAGUGGCGGAGCCUCAGGCCGCUAGCCCUCCCGCCCCAUGGAGCGGCCCCCGGGGCUGCGGCCGGGCGCGGGCGGGCCCUGGGAGAUGCGGGAGCGGCUGGGCACCGGCGGCUUCGGGAACGUCUGCCUGUAUCAACAUCGGGAACUUGAUCUCAAAAUAGCAAUUAAGUCUUGUCGCCUAGAGCUAAGUACCAAAAACAGAGAACGGUGGUGCCAUGAAAUCCAGAUCAUGAAGAAGUUGAACCACGCCAAUGUUGUAAAGGCCUGUGACGUUCCUGAGGAAUUGAAUUUUUUGAUUAACGAUGUGCCUCUGCUAGCAAUGGAAUAUUGUUCUGGAGGAGAUCUCCGGAAGCUACUCAACAAACCAGAAAAUUGCUGUGGACUUAAAGAAAGCCAGAUACUUUCUUUACUGAGUGAUAUAGGAUCUGGGAUCCGAUAUUUGCAUGAAAACAAAAUUAUACAUCGUGAUCUAAAACCUGAAAACAUAGUUCUUCAGGAUGUUGGUGGAAAGAUUAUGCAUAAAAUAAUUGAUUUGGGAUAUGCCAAAGAUGUUGAUCAAGGAAGUCUUUGUACAUCUUUUGUGGGAACUUUGCAGUAUCUGGCCCCAGAGCUCUUUGAGAAUAAGCCUUAUACAGCCACUGUUGAUUAUUGGAGCUUUGGGACCAUGGUGUUUGAGUGUAUUGCUGGAUAUAGGCCUUUUUUGCAUCAUCUGCAGCCAUUUACCUGGCAUGAGAAGAUUAAGAAGAAGGAUCCAAAGUGUAUAUUUGCAUGUGAAGAAAUGACAGGAGAAGUUCGGUUUAGUAGCCAUUUACCUCAACCAAAUAGCCUUUGUAGUUUAAUAGUAGAACCCAUGGAAAACUGGCUGCAGCUGAUGCUAAACUGGGAUCCUCAGCAGAGAGGAGGACCUGUUGAUCUUACUUUGAAGCAGCCAAGAUGUUUUGUAUUAAUGGAUCACAUUCUGAAUUUGAAGAUAGUACAUAUCCUAAAUAUGACUUCUGCAAAGAUAAUUUCUUUUCUGUUACCACCUGAUGAAAGUCUUCAUUCACUACAGUCUCGUAUUGAGCGGGAAACUGGAAUAAAUACUGGUUCUCAAGAGCUUCUUUCAGAGAUGGGAAUUUCUCUGGAUCCUCGGAAACCAGCCUCUCAGUGUGUUCUGGAUGGAGUUAGGGGCUGUGAUAGCUAUAUGGUUUAUUUGUUUGAUAAAAGUAAGACUGUAUAUGAAGGACCAUUUGCUUCCAGAAGUUUAUCUGACUGUGUAAAUUAUAUUGUACAGGACAGCAAAAUACAGCUUCCAAUUAUCCAGCUGCGUAAAGUGUGGGCUGAAGCAGUACACUAUGUGUCUGGGCUGAAAGAAGACUACAGCAGGCUCUUUCAGGGGCAGAGAGCAGCCAUGUUAAGUCUUCUAAGAUAUAAUACUAACUUGACAAAAAUGAAAAACACUUUGAUCUCAGCAUCUCAGCAACUGAAAGCUAAAUUGGAGUUUUUUCACAAAAGCAUUCAGCUUGACUUGGAAAGAUAUAGUGAGCAGAUGACUUAUGGGAUAUCCUCAGAAAAAAUGUUAAAAGCAUGGAAAGAAAUGGAAGAAAAGGCUAUCCACUAUGCUGAGGUGGGUGUCAUUGGAUACCUGGAGGAUCAAAUCAUGUCCCUGCACACUGAAAUCAUGGAGCUACAGAAGAGCCCCUAUGGACGACGUCAGGGAGACUUGAUGGAAUCUCUGGAACAGCGCGCAAUUGAUCUAUAUAAGCAGUUAAAGCACAGACCUUCAGAUCACUCCUACAGCGACAGCACGGAGAUGGUGAAAAUCAUUGUGCAUACUGUGCAGAGUCAGGACCGGGUUCUCAAGGAGCUGUUUGGUCAUCUGAGCAAGUUGUUGGGCUGUAAGCAGAAGAUUAUUGAUCUACUGCCCAAGGUGGAAAUGGCCCUCAGUAACAUCAAAGAAGCUGACAGUACUGUCAUGUUUAUGCAGGGGAAGAGGCAGAAAGAAAUAUGGCAUCUCCUUAAAAUUGCCUGUACACAGAGUUCUGCUCGGUCCCUUGGAGGAUCCAGUCUAGAAGGUGUAACCCCUCAGCUGCCCCCAACUUCAGCAGAACGUGAACAUCCUCUGUCAUGCGUGGUAACUCCUCAAGAUGGGGAGACUUUAGCACAAAUGAUAGAAGAAAAUUUGAACUGUCUUGGCCAUAUAAGCACUAUUAUUCAUGAAGCAAAUGAAAAACAGGGCAACAGUAUGAUGAGUCUUGAUUGGAGUUGGUUAACAGAAUGACUUGCCACUUAGAGACUCUCCUGAAACCUAUGAAGUUGUUGCUGUACAUGUUGGACAUUUGUUUUUCUCCUGUGAAACCAUUCUUCAAAUACCAGUCAAUGGAAGAAAUGACUAUGAUCAGAAGCUCCACAUGAUUUUACAGCAUAAUAUUUUGACUCUGGGUAAUUUUAACUUCUGAACAGAUAGAAUUUUAUGAGUCAGUGGACUUAAAUCCAUUUGUCUUCAAACCUGGUAAAACAUUAAUUAUUUAACUGAUUCUUUCAACAUUUAACUUUUGGCCAUAAGGCCAAAAUAUUGUAUACAGAGAAGAAAAUCUCAACAUGUAUUCUAAGUAAAAAAGUGUUUGCCUGUGUUUCUGUGGAAGAGACUGCUUGUGUUGUACUUGUGUUGCACUUAACAGUGCUCUUCCCAGCAUCAUAAAAGAGUUUAAUCCCAUUUUCCAUUUUACUGCACAUUUGAUUGUAUCCCUUUCCUAUGAAAGGGACUGUGCAUUUGUGCCUUUAAUACCAGUUGAUUCUUCCAAAUCUUGUUAAGUGUGCUCUGUGUAUAUGUAUUUAAGAUGUACAUUUAAUAAUAUCAAAGAGAAGAUGACUGUUAAUUUAUAAUGUAUUUGAAAGCUUAUCUGUGUUUUCAUUUGUAAAAAUGGGUCUUUUAAGGAAUCUUUCAUGUCUUGUGAUACAAAUUUAUAAAGAUCUGCAUUCCUUAUCUGUAAUUCCAAAAUCAAAAAAUCUUUGAAAACAAGAUUUUUCAUAAGAUUGAUGACAAAAUUCAUCUGCUUGCACAUCCAACAAGAACUGACAUUGAGUCUACUUAUCCCAUUUAGUGUGAAUAUUCUUUUGCUGCAGAAAUAUUACUGUAUUUGAUUGUUUGGGGGAAGGGUGCUGCCACAGACCCUGCCUGAGGUUUAUGUAGUUUGGUAUAUGCACUGAAUUACCUUUCUAAAAUCUGAAAAUUUCAUAAUUCUGAAGCAUCUGGCCCCAAGGGUUUCAAGACUAGAUUGGGUGCCUUCAAGAUGGUAUGGCCGCAGACUGGGUUUCAGAUAAAGGAUUGUGGAUCUAUCGUCUGUUAAAUAAUUUAGAAGGUAUUACUUGUUUUAAAAAUGUGAAGUGCUUUUGUAUUCUAGACAGUUUUUCACUUUGUGUAUUAAACAAUUUUUAAAUUA